GGGCUCCACCAAGCACUGGAGAGCUGAGAUGUCUGUGAGGCACCCUCCAGUAUAGGAGGAUUUCCUCCCUAACCACUUGAGAGAGGAAGCAGAAAAGGGACAAAUUGCAACAGCCACUACACUUCCUUCAGGCCUCACUCUUGGGACGUGGCGACCAACAGCAAGCAGCUUGAUGGCAGAGAAGUGCCUUAGCAGAGGGAUGCCUGCCACAGUCCAGGCACACCAGAGGUAACUCCAAUGCUUGCUCUCCUACCCCUGCCAGGGGUCAAUAAGGCCUUGAUGCACACUCCCAGGAGUGUUGUGCCCCUUCGCUUGCCUCCCCCAAGUUUUUCCUAAGCUUUAGACAGUUUGUAGGCCUUAAAGAUUAGGGCUUCUUAAAAACCAUGUGGGGUAUUCUAGAGGCCUUUGAGGUGGUGUAGAAGAUGUCUUGGCUCUGACUCAAAUUCGCCUGAGUCAGCAAGUGGUUGUCAAUAGAUAUGGGAAAGGCCGGUGUGCUGAUUCCGGGAAGAGAUCCAAAAAGCUAGCACUUGGUGACCUGGCUUCCCUACGCAGUCUGGAAUGCAGUGUGCAAUGCAGUGUGCUGCUACUUCUGGGUUUAGGGAGGAAAACAGAAGGGCCAGAGGCCACCGACGUUGCUGAAUUGAAAACACCUUCCUGCCGCCUCUACUGAACAGGGUCUGACUGAAGCUUCCUCUCACCUCUGCUCUAACCACUGAGGAGGGGCAGCCCAGGUCUGUAUCUUCAGGCAGACCUUCUGCAGCGCCAGAGAUCGGUCAGUUGCUGGUGACUCACACUUCCUCACCUCCUGAAAUGACUUGUUUUGUUCUAGGGUAGAUGGUCAGUGUGUCUGCGUGGGUUUGCAUUUCUUCUGAAAAAACAAAACAGAAAAAGAAUAGCUGGUGUGCGGUCCCCAGACUUUCUGCAGUUGAAUUGUCAGAAGCCACCAUGGGCUCUGUGAAUUCCAGAGGUCCCAAGGCAGAAGCUCAGGUGGUGAUGAUGGGGCUGGACUCUGCUGGCAAGACCACUAUCCUGUACAAACUGAAAGGGAAUCCGCUGGUGGAGACCUUACCCACUGUUGGUUUCAAUGUAGAGCCUCUUGAACCUCCUGGGCGUGUGUCACUGAUUCUCUGGGACAUUGGGGGACAGGCUCAGCUCAGGGCUACCUGGAAGGACUACCUGGAGGGCACUAACAUCCUUGUGUAUGUGCUAGACAGCACAGAUGAAGCUCGCUUGCCUGAGGCAGUGGCUGAGCUCUAUGAAGUCCUGGGAGACCCCAACAUGGCGGGCGUCCCUUUCUUGGUACUGGCCAACAAGCAGGAGGCGCCUGAUGCUCUUCCGUUGCUUGAAAUCAGAAAUAGGCUGGGCCUGGAAAGGUUCCAAGACAAUUGCUGGGAGCUCCGGGCCUGCAGCGCUCUCACAGGCCAGGGACUUGAGGAAGCCCUGCAGAGCCUGCUGCAUCUGCUGAGAUCCUGAUGAAAUGCAGUGGGCUGGAACUCCAGGCUGCAGCAAGGCCAAGAUCAGGGCCAGCCGCACCCCCUGAGCACCACAACAGCACCACAACCGCACCACAACCGCUUAUCCUGGCUUCUAUGAACAGGAAGGGCCAGCUGACCCUUCAGAAACUGCAGCCCAGUUCACCACAUUAGAAAUCCCUCUACUCUUGGACAGGAUGUUUUCUUCUUAGGACUUUCUCUUGGUGGCACUUAUGCUGAAAACCAACUGUUUUUUUUUUUUUUUUUUUUUCUUUUUUGAAAGAGGGAAUAUAGAAAUUUUCCAAAUGCCUCAUACAACAGCUGAACACCAAGUGUGGAUGCAACAGAGUUGGCCACAAUACCUGUGGACCAAGUUUGCAAGUAAAAAUAGUUUCCAAACCAUAUUUGAGUGUCACCCAGACCUAUCACUGUGGUCAGGAGUGAAGCUUCCUGCUGGCCUCUGGGCACAAGCCACUGUCACUGUCCCUACAAUUGUACAAUAGGCUGGGCCGCAUGUCACAGGGCCCUGGAACCUUCCAGAAUUCACCCUGCUCUCCAACUCUGAUUAACCCUUCUCUGUCCUACAGCCUAUGUUGUAAAAAGAUUAUAAAAUAAAACUCCACUUGUG
Molecule: messenger RNA, 2100 nt
Organism: Phodopus roborovskii (desert hamster)
Lineage: Eukaryota; Metazoa; Chordata; Mammalia; Rodentia; Cricetidae
Gene: Arl11
Product: ADP ribosylation factor like GTPase 11
Exons: 1
Coding region: 835-1473 (212 amino acids)
Biological process (GO): intracellular protein transport; vesicle-mediated transport
Cellular component (GO): cytoplasm
Molecular function (GO): GTPase activity; GTP binding
Source: RefSeq, a predicted model, not a curated record